AUGCAUGGCAUGGAGUCCAUCGACCGAAGUCUUAUGGCAGCCACACCAACUUCUUUUGACUGGCAAAGCCCACCACCUCAUCUCAAUAUUGAUACGACAAUUCCAGCCUCCUUCACUGCGGACGAUCUAGACCUGGGAAGCUUCUCAGCUGGGGGCAGCAUGCCAUCCAUUGAGAUAAACGAAUGUGAGCCUUUCCCCAGCUUUGCAUCGCCAUCUUCACCAGUACCUUCAUUUUGGUCAGAUACCACGCGCGCCUCGUCUCCCGAUAUGCCGCCCACGUCCGCGCCGUCCCAAUUAGCCACGAUAUUGCAGUAUCCGUCAAACAGCAAGCCAUUUGUGUCACCAGUGGAACCGCAUACGGCGCCAUCAUGGGAGUUUAUGGCCCAGGCGAGCUCUAGUCAUCUCAAACCUGAAGCUACCGGCAGCCGAGGACACUCCAGAAAGACAUCCGCAUCGUCGCUUUCGCUUGAUAGCGACAAUCAGGUCAUGUCGCCAAUCCCAGAAGUCGAGGACGACCUGCUGCCCCUAGCACCCACGCCAUGUUUACCUCGACAAGGCCUAUUUGCUGCCAGUCGUACAGAAAGCCCAGCGCUGGGUUCUUCACGGUCAAGCUUCACAGACCGCAGCCGGGCCCUUGCAACUACUCCGCUACCAAGUCGCUUCGAGGCAGAAACACUCACCACUGAAUUCGUGCAAUACCUCGAAUCACUGGAAUACAGGCCAUAUUCGAUCUCACCGCAAUUAUUUUCUCGGUUCUGCGAAGCUGUGUAUCCGAAUCCGCAGCGAACGGUAUCCAUGGAGCUUUCUACCUCGAUUCCAAUGGCCCGCUGUCAUGUUUUCCUUGCAAUGGCCAUCGCUAUGAAGGUGCGCAUCAAAGACUCUCCCGAGAACACGAAUGCUUUGCUCAACACUUGUUAUGAGCUGGCAAUGCAACAAACAACGUCGUCUACCUUUUGGCAGGAAAAUGGAGGGGUUGAGGCAGCUCAGCUACUGUCGAUUUUCGCAUCUAUCCGAAACACCUCUAGCAGUGAACCGAGGCCUUUGCAGCAGUCGUUUUCUUGGUAA
Messenger RNA from Cucurbitaria berberidis CBS 394.84, 1065 nucleotides. RefSeq lists its product as uncharacterized. The coding region runs from base 1 to 1065 and encodes 354 amino acids. The transcript has a single exon. The record is from RefSeq and is a predicted model, not a curated record. Lineage: Eukaryota; Fungi; Ascomycota; Dothideomycetes; Pleosporales; Cucurbitariaceae.